Catharus ustulatus (Swainson's thrush) is the source of this 819-nucleotide messenger RNA. RefSeq lists its product as uncharacterized. Gene Ontology annotation, biological process: maturation of LSU-rRNA from tricistronic rRNA transcript (SSU-rRNA, 5.8S rRNA, LSU-rRNA); maturation of 5.8S rRNA from tricistronic rRNA transcript (SSU-rRNA, 5.8S rRNA, LSU-rRNA). The record is from RefSeq and is a predicted model, not a curated record. Gene Ontology annotation, cellular component: nucleolus. The transcript has 4 exons. Lineage: Eukaryota; Metazoa; Chordata; Aves; Passeriformes; Turdidae. Bases 1 to 771 code for a protein of 256 amino acids.
AUGGCUGCCGGGGGACUCGCGGCUUGCUGCCGGGGCCAAGGGGGCUGGGCGGGGCCGCGCCGGUUCCGUGCCGGGAGCAGGAGAGUGAUCUGCCUUGAUUGGCGUUACAAAGUACGAGCAAUAAAAGACUGGCAGUUUGCUUUGAAGCAGGAGUUAGGAUUGUUGUAUCCAAGAGGUUUUUUUUUCCCUGUUAUCCUCCGCUCGUGCCACGUGAGCAUUUGGCUUGCUCAUUCUUGUUGUGUCCCUGGAACAAAAGCUGCCGCAGAAGCUCCGUGUGCCAAACGUGACCCAGCAUCUACUUUUGCUUGCCGCACACAGUAUGUGGUUGAAGAAGUGAACCCAGAUGACUGGUGCAACCUUUUGAAGACAGGACUCGAGUACUCUUACAGAGAUGAAACAUUUCUGAAGGUGCUGAACGUUGCCAUCCCGUUACUAUACAAGAAAGAAUCCUCACUUAGUCAGAGCUUAGUCAAGCUCUCCAAACUUCAUGUGAUGAUCACACAACGCUCUCUAUUUUUGUCAACCAUCCUGAGGUCAAUAGAAGAAGAUGGCACGACAAUCCAGACAAGAGAGGCACUGGUGGACAUUGUGCUGACAGCUGUGCAGCUCAGUUCCUCUCUCUGUGGGAGCAGUCACCUCCCAGUGCUGCUGGGAGCCUACGGGGCCACGCUGAGCGCCGCAGGUGAGUGUCAGCCUGGCCAAGGCACUUCCUUCUGCAUCUCGUUCUUGUGUCCACAGGUCACUAGCUUUGGGUUCAAUCUUGGCUUUUAGGUCAGAAGAUCCUACUGGUGCUUCAGUUGUAUGAGAAGAAUAAUCCAA